Messenger RNA from Lathyrus sativus (Indian pea), 957 nucleotides. The record is from the annotation of a GenBank genome assembly. NCBI's taxonomy places the organism in Eukaryota, Viridiplantae, Streptophyta, Magnoliopsida, Fabales, Fabaceae.
AUGGCCUCAGAAAACAAAAUCCUGAUCCUUGGACCAACAGGAGCAAUAGGAAGACACAUAGUUUGGGCAAGUAUUAAAGCAGGAAAUCCAACAUAUGCUUUGGUUAGGAAAACACCUGGCAAUGUUGACAAACCAAAGUUAAUCACAGCUGCUAAUCCUGAAACCAAGGAAGAACUUCUUGAGAAUUUUCAAGCUUCCGGAGUUAUUCUACUUGAAGGUGAUAUCAAUGAUCAUGAAACUCUUGUUAAAGCAAUCAAGCAAGUUGAUACUGUGAUCUGUGCUGCUGGUAGACUACUAAUUGAGGAUCAAGUUAAGAUCAUUAAAGCGAUUAAAGAAGCCGGAAACGUAAAGAGAUUCUUUCCAUCUGAGUUUGGACUAGAUGUGGAUCGUCACGAUGCGGUUGAUCCCGUGAGACAAGUUUUUGUAGAAAAGGCGGGUAUCCGAAGAGUAGUCGAAUCCGAAGGAGUUCCUUACACUUAUCUUUGCUGUCACGCCUUUACUGGUUACUUCUUACGUAACUUGGCUCAAUUCGACGCCAUUGAUCCUCCUCGCGACAAAGUUGUCAUUCUUGGAGAUGGAAACGUGAAAGGAGCAUAUGUGACUGAGGCUGAUGUCGGGACUUAUACCAUCAGAGCAGCAAAUGAUCCCAACACAUUGAACAAAGCUGUCCACAUAAGACUCCCUAACAAUUAUUUGACAGCAAAUGAGGUUAUGGCUCUAUGGGAGAAAAAGAUCGGAAAAACUCUCGAGAAAACAUAUGUUUCGGAAGAACAAGUUCUUAAAGACAUUAAAGAAUCUUCAUUCCCUCAUAACUAUCUUUUGGCAUUGUACCAUUCACAACAAAUAAAGGGAGAUGCAGUGUAUGAGAUUGACCCCGCCAAAGAUAUCGAAGCUUACGAUGCUUAUCCUGAUGUGAAAUACACAACUGCUGAUGAAUAUUUGAAUCAAUUUGUCUGA